Messenger RNA from Rhinolophus ferrumequinum (greater horseshoe bat), 1506 nucleotides. It is a transcript of the gene GID8, whose product is annotated as GID complex subunit 8 homolog. Bases 160 to 846 code for a protein of 228 amino acids. The record is from RefSeq and is a predicted model, not a curated record. Gene Ontology annotation, cellular component: nucleus; cytoplasm. Gene Ontology annotation, molecular function: protein binding. The transcript has 5 exons. Gene Ontology annotation, biological process: positive regulation of canonical Wnt signaling pathway; proteasome-mediated ubiquitin-dependent protein catabolic process. Lineage: Eukaryota; Metazoa; Chordata; Mammalia; Chiroptera; Rhinolophidae.
GCCCUCCCGUUCCCCGCCCCCGCCCCCGCCUCUGCCGCGGCCCCCGCCUCCGCCUCCCCCUCCCCGGCGCCGCCGCCCCCUCCCCGCCCGGCCCGGCCCCCCGAGCGGCCGCGGAGACCGCGCAGCGCGGGAGGCGGGAUCCGCACGAAAUAAAUCAGGAUGAGUUAUGCAGAAAAACCCGAUGAAAUCACGAAAGAUGAGUGGAUGGAAAAACUCAAUAACUUACAUGUCCAGCGAGCAGACAUGAAUCGUCUCAUCAUGAACUACUUGGUCACAGAGGGCUUCAAGGAAGCCGCGGAGAAGUUUCGAAUGGAGUCCGGGAUCGAGCCUAGUGUGGACCUGGAAACCCUUGACGAGCGAAUCAAAAUCCGUGAGAUGCUCCUGAAAGGCCAGAUUCAAGAGGCCAUCGCCCUGAUCAACAGCCUGCACCCCGAGCUGCUGGACACUAACCGGUACCUGUACUUCCACCUGCAGCAACAGCACUUGAUCGAGCUGAUCCGGCAGCGGGAGACGGAGGCAGCGCUGGAGUUCGCGCAGACCCAGCUGGCAGAGCAGGGGGAGGAGAGCCGCGAGUGCCUGACGGAGAUGGAGCGCACGCUGGCUCUGCUGGCCUUCGACAACCCCGAGGAGUCCCCCUUCGGGGACCUUCUGAACAUGAUGCAGAGGCAGAAGGUGUGGAGCGAAGUGAACCAAGCUGUCCUAGACUAUGAAAAUCGUGAGUCCACACCCAAGCUGGCGAAAUUACUGAAACUACUCCUUUGGGCUCAGAAUGAGCUGGACCAGAAGAAAGUGAAAUAUCCCAAAAUGACAGACCUCAGCAAAGGUGUGAUCGAGGAGCCCAAGUAGGCCUGGGAGCGGGCCCCGCACUGCGCCCGCUAGGGCCUGCUGGCCUGUCGCUGUGACUGACAGAUUUUUACUGCAGUAGAGAACUCUUCCCCCCUUUACUUUUUUUUUUUUGACCCAGCAUCUUUUUAAUGGGCAAACUGGCCCUUGUAAGCGCUGGAAAGCUCGCGGUGAGAGACGGCGUCCAUCUGUUUGGAAGCCUGGCGGCCAACUGCACCACGGCGUGUCCUGAGGUGUUGGCAUGGCAGUGUCACCCAGCGCUCGCUCGUGGGGCCCUGCUCCCGAAGGGUUUGGUGGCCGCCUCGCGCUGUGCUGUUAGGGAAUCCGGUCCAUGUUCAGGCCUCCCAGCCAGAGGUGACGAGAAGCACUGACCAUUGUUUCGCUUUCUGUUAGCUUGUAGGCAACAGCAUUUCCUUGAUUCUCCGAAGCCUCAUCAGGCCUUGGUCUAGAAGUUGGUCCUUACCCCUUGGUCUUUUGUUUGUUCUGUUUUUUCAUAGGAAAGACUAUAAAUUUGUAAAUCCUAACUCAAAGCCUUGUUUCGUGUCAGGGUAUCGAGUUUGAUUUCUUUCCCCUUUCCGUCUGGGCUGUGCGGCUUUAGGGGAUGUGUGUGAGGGGGUGGGCUGUGUGUUUUUUAAUUUUUCAAAUAUAUAUUUUGGUGCUGUA